This is a messenger RNA of Anneissia japonica, 2271 nucleotides long. Its product is annotated as carboxypeptidase B-like. Lineage: Eukaryota; Metazoa; Echinodermata; Crinoidea; Comatulida; Comatulidae. The record is from RefSeq and is a predicted model, not a curated record. Gene Ontology annotation, biological process: proteolysis. The coding region runs from base 64 to 1332 and encodes 422 amino acids. The transcript is spliced from 10 exons. Gene Ontology annotation, molecular function: zinc ion binding; metallocarboxypeptidase activity.
GGGUAACACAACACGUUCCAAGGAGCCAUUUGUAUUUGAGUACUUGCUCGUGAACGAGGAAGGAUGACGCGUAGUUGGGCGGUAUUUGUCUUAUGCCUGCUGUCUGUUGCUCAAGGCGGCCAGUAUUCCAACUAUCAAGUGAUAAGAGUUGUGCCAUCUACAAAGGAGCAUGUUCUGCAACUGCAUGCAUUAGAACUUCGCCAGACAUGUCACCAGUUGGAUUUUUGGAUGUCAGCAAGAACCGUUGGAAAAGCUGUGGACAUAAUGGUGCCACCAACGGCAAAAAGUUACAUUAAUCUUGCACUGGACACAAUCAAGGCACCGUACCAUGUGCUAAUUAAUGAUGUUGAUGGUCUAAUUCAGAACCAAAGGGAAAGUCGAGCUUUGAAUGUCAAAACAGACGAUGAGGAUGAUUUCUUCAAGGCUUAUCGUACCAUUGCGGAGAUUGAAGCUUGGACAGCUGAUCUGGUAAACAAGUAUGCAGACGUUCUCUCUGAAGUAGAUCUUGGAACAUCUUACGAGGGCCAAUCAAUGAAAGCACUAAAGAUGUCUCCGAAUAAUAAGUCAGGAAAAAAGCAAAUUUGGUUGGAGGGUGGUAUACACGCUAGGGAAUGGAUUUCGCCAGCAACUCUCAUGUACAUUACAAAUAAGAUUCUGGAAAAAUAUGCUAGUAAUGCAGUUGAUGUAAUUGAAUUCCUCGACGAAUAUGAUAUUUACGUCCUUUUUGUAACCAAUCCAGACGGCUACCGGUACACAUGGACCGAUGAUCGUUUGUGGAGAAAAACAAGAUCACCAAAUGAGGGCUCAGACUGCAUUGGUACUGAUCCAAACAGAAACUGGCCGUAUGAAUGGGGCGGCGAGGGCGCUUCAACGAAUCCAUGCUCUGAUACAUAUCGCGGCUCUUCAGCAGCCUCCGAGCCUGAAGUCAAAUCAAUUGUCGGCUUCCUUCCUCAAUUGGAAAACCUUAAAAUGUUUAUUGACUUCCAUAGCUACUCUCAACUUAUUUUGUAUCCAUGGGGAUACUCGGAAAGUGCCCCACCCAUUCCAAAUCUUGAAGAAGUGCAUUAUAUGGCUGAUCAAAUUGCAAGUGGUAUAUAUACAGUGGAUGGAACGGAAUAUAAGAUCGGAAAUUCUGCCAAAUUAUUAUACCCGGCCUCUGGUGGCAGUGACGAUUACGCAUACUCCAUUGGUGCUGAUUUUUCUUACGUUAUUGAGCUACCUGAUACAGGCACGUAUGGGUUCCUGUUACCAGAAGAUAUGAUUAUUCCAACAGGCGAAGAAACCUAUACUGGCAUAAUAGCUGCCUUCAAACUCCUUAAACAAACGACGUAACCAGUUAAAGCAGAUUUUUGGUAACUAGAGAAAAAAAUAGGCAUAGUAAUCCGAUUUUUUUUUGUUUUUGUUUUUUGUUUUUUUGUUUUUUUGUUUGUUUUUUUUUCUUUUGUUGUUGUUGUUGAUUUGCCGACCUCUGACCCGAAACCUUCAUUUAUUAAUUAUGGGAAUAGUUCAACCAAUUAUUUAAGUUGGUUUAUUUUAGUGCAUGAAAGUGUAGAUUAGGAUUAUAGUGUCCUGGGCACGACGUUAUAAACUGCAUCCGGUCGAGUCGUCGGCGACUAAUUCCGACAACCCCAUCUGGUGGUCUUUAGCGGCCGCCAAUGGGAGGGUGGAUAGACACCCAGCAGCACGAAAAAAAAAAAACAGCUGAACAAAGGGCGGAUGAACUCCUCGGAGCCAACGGCCAACCAUGCCUUAGUUUAAGGAGUAGGUUUUUUUAGUUUCAUAAAAUAACUUCAACUUUCUUUUUUCUCAAAAUCACCAAGCGCAUAGAGGCUUUUUCGCAUGAUGCGCUCUACAAAUCCAACUAUUAUUUAUUAUUAUCCUAUUAUUGACAGAUCUGAAGGCAAAAUCUUUAAUUUUGAUUCGAUUUAUUUCACAAAGUCACAUCCAUAUUUACAUUUAAAGUCAUAGCAUGAGCUUAUGAACAAUAAUAUUAACAGGUUUGGUUAUCAUAGAGAAAAGUCUUUAGUUUUUUUGUUGCAUUAUUGCAAUUUUAUAUACGAUCGUAGGCAGUGCACAUUUUUUUUUCGGAGGCAGUGAGUUUCUCUUCCACCAACUGCUAUUGAUUUACAGAUGUAUGUUUGUUAAUGGUACGAUACUAGCGCAGGUCUUUCGCCAAUUGUUGUUUUAAUUUCUAAUGUAUAAAAUGAUACAAUAUAAAUCAUUUAUUCUAAUACAAGAUAAAAAAAAACAAAAAACAAAAAAAAAAAAAAC